AUGCAAUAUUUAGUUAAUUUAAGGCCAACAGGCCUUAAAUUAACUCAGACGGAACACGUAAAUAUUAAAUUAAAUGUAGAAUUAACUGGCCGUAAAUUGAGUAAAAUGAUUGGCUUUGAUUAUUCUGCUCGUGAUGGAUUACGAAUUCAAGCAUAUUUAAGUUUGCCUCCUCAAACUCCAUUAUUGGGUCCAGCUCAAUUACACGGUGAUCGGCUAGAAUUAGCUCGACAAGGAAUGCUACCUAAAAAACCCCAAAGACUCAUUGUAUUAAUCCAUGGAGGCCCAAAAUUGAGAGAUUUUUUUGGUUUUGCCGCUAUAAAUGCUUGGUUAACAAGUAGAGGAUAUGCUGUUUUACAAGUUAAUUUUCGUGGAAGUGUUGGUUUUGGUAAAAAUUUAACAAAUGCUGGUAAUGGAGAGUGGGGACGUAAAAUGCAUCAAGAUUUAUUAGAUGGAAUUGAUUUUCUUGUUCAUAAUGGAAUUGCUGAUAAAAGACAAAUAGCUAUAAUGGGAGGGUCUUAUGGAGGAUAUGCAACAUUAGUUGGAAUGACAGGUUUUUAUAAAGAUAUGACAACAAUGCUGGGUGCUGAUAAAAAUACAGAAGAAGGCUAG
Meloidogyne enterolobii is the source of this 609-nucleotide messenger RNA. Lineage: Eukaryota; Metazoa; Nematoda; Chromadorea; Rhabditida; Meloidogynidae. The record is from the annotation of a GenBank genome assembly.